AGGCAGAGAAUGGUGCGUGCAGACGCACAGUGCGCUCUGAAGAGGAGGAACACACUCCACUUCUCUCCGCUGCCAAGCGAACUCUUCACAACACGGGAGGAAACAAGCGCCGGGCUGGUUGUCUUCGGACGGAGAAGAGCAGGAAAAUAACCCGAUCCGGAGGAUAUUAAAUCACUUUUACGGCCCUUUUUUGUCGGGAGUUGCUGUUUUAUCACCGAGUGGCGUCUUGGCUGCGCGUUGGCCUGUCGUGCGUCUCGUCCGCCUCAAUGGUGUUAAACUCUGAGCGUCACGUUUACGGAGCCUUCAGCUGGGAUGUAGCGGAGGACAAACCCACCUAAACCCGCUUCAUACUUUUCAUUCGGCAGGAAUAUCGUGACAUUUGUCGAAGGUAAAUUACAUUUUGAAAGACUGAUGCUGGUUUGUGGAAACGGAAACUGAAACACUUCUCUGAAAGUCUACUGACUUUUUUUUUUUUAACGUUGAUGGUGGGUUGCCUUAUGAUGACCCCCGUCUGGAGGUCAUAGCUGACGCUUCUUAUUUCCCACCACAUCACUGCCCCUCACCCCAAUGAUGACUAUGAGCUCUAUAUCGGACACUUUAGUCCCGCCUGAUCCGUCCAAAUCGGCGUUUUUGGAGUUCGGCGGCCACGGCUACCCCGGACACCAGCAGUCCUCCCCCGGCCUGUCCCACAACCAUUACCCGGUCCACGGUCUGCACGCCGUCGGGCCCUCGCAGCACGACGGGCCCUUCUCCCCCGGUGCAUCCUCGUACGGUCGCCCGCUGGGAUACCCGCCCUAUCACAGCCCCGUGAGUGCGCACCACCCCGGGGCCUACCUGCCCUAUCAGCACGGGGGUCACGGCGGCGCGCUUGGACACACCAGACUGGAGGAUGCAGAUCACGAGAAGCCCACGGCGGUGAUAGAGAACGGGGAGGUGAGGCUGAACGGGAAGGGGAAGAAGAUCAGGAAGCCUCGGACCAUUUACUCCAGCCUGCAGCUCCAGGCGCUCAACCAGCGCUUCCAGCAAACCCAGUACCUCGCCCUGCCCGAGAGGGCCGACCUGGCGGCCAAACUGGGCCUGACGCAGACCCAGGUGAAAAUAUGGUUCCAAAACAAACGAUCCAAAUACAAGAAGAUCAUGAAGAAUGGGCCCUGUGGACCUGAGGGAGACCACCUCGCCCCCCCACCGCCGUCCUCCUCUUCUCCGUGCUCCCUGUGGGACAUCAGCAUGGCCGCCAAAGGUGCGCCGGUGCACUCUGGAGGAUACAUGAACAAUUUUGCUCACUGGUACUCCGGACACCAGCAGGACUCCAUGCCGAGGACUCAGAUGAUGUGACAGACAGGAGGACACAACACUUCCAGGACAAAUUAUGGAUUUAUACCAGCAAGCUGACUGGAGCUGUUAGGGACACACGGACAUUGUUAAGAGUCUGAGCCACUCUGGAGGCAAAGAUAAUAUAAGUGGCAGAGAUCAAUUGCAGUGAACAGUUAUUGUGGCUAAGUUCAUUUAGGCUGAGAUCAGCUAAAAAAUAUAAACUUAUAUAGUACAGACUGCUACAAAGAUCAUUAAAAAGUUCACACAAAAUGUUACUUAGAAUUUACGUUAUAGUCCUUAAUUUCACAAAUCAGCACAGUAACCAUAGAAAUGGGGUGAACCUGGCUACACUUUAGCACCAUUGCAACAGCAUUAUAAAUACCAUUAUACAUUAUAGCAUUAUAAAUAAACCGAGUAAGACCGCUAAGGAGCUUCCAACUAGCUGUCAGCUUAUGUCAGCUAAAGCUCUCACAAAAAAUUUCCUUGUAACAUUGGUUAGCAGUUAGCAGAUCUCAUGAGUGAUUAGCGAUAUAUGAAUAGCGCUAAAUUGGUCAAUGGCUCAACUGUGAGAAUUGGAUGCUUAGUUCUGAUAGGCUGCAGAGCUGAGAACUGAGCAUGUGGUGCCACACAAAGCCCAGCACUCGGCAGCGAAGUUUAAAAAAAAAAAAAAAAAAAGCGUUCUAACCACAAGAGUUUGCAUAGUUAGCCUAGCAGACCUUCCAAAUUCAAAUGAGCCAUGCUAGUCUACAGUAAGUAAGUUAGCAACAUUUUAUUUAUAUAGCACCUUUUAAAACAAAGUUACAAAGUGCUGCACAGGAUAUAGAUACAGAAAACUAAACAACAUACAUAUAUAGCAAUAUACAGAAAAUUAAUUACAGCCCCAUUGCAGGGAAGGUAAGUUGGUAAAAAUGGGUUUUUAGAAGUUUUUGAAAGCUGUUUUCAGACAGCUCAUCUAACAGAGGGGGACUGUUCCAGAGAGAUGGGGCCCUAACAGCAAAAGCACAAUCGCCCUUGGAUUUGCGGAGGGUGUGGGAUAUAAAUAAGAGAGUAUCUUAAAAUCAAUUCUAUACUUAACGGGUAGCCAGUGAAGGGAUGCGAGGAUUGGUGUGAUGUGGAAUCUGCGGUUGGUUUGGGUGAGCAGCCUGGCUGCAGGGUAUAUAGCUAUAGCCGUGUGAAGGAACUUUCAGACACAACGUGAUUUGCACAGCUUCGUUUCAACGCUCUCUGCGCCCAAAAGUUAACUCUAGCUGGCUUGGAGCGCUUUGCUCUGCGCAGCGUAAAGCCGUCGUGGCGAGGCGCAAGCCAAUGGAAAUAAUGGGUUUCAGAGCGCAGUGUCGCGUUGUGUCUCUGCUUAUAAUUUACUCCACCUAUUAAGAUUUAAAGUGAGAGUGUGCCACUUUUGCUGAACACCAGCCUUGGGCGAAAGUCACAAUUACAUGAUAAUGGGAAAUGCUAAAAUGUAGCUUUACAGCAGCAGAUUAGAGUAAGAAAGUCAACGAACAGACUCAGUAAUGUCCUUUACACAGCAAUAUCUAUGCAAAGUUUAUAUUAGCUAACAUUAGCCACCAUAAGCUACUGGUCACUGACUACUGACUAUGUAAGGCUGUAGCGACAACGCCUGAGCGUACUGAAUGGAGCAAGGGUUUUUAUUAAUCGCUUAUGAAUUCAACUUUUCAUUUGCAAGAGGAAGAAGGUGUUAUUUCUUCUUUCAGAAAAAAAACAUAGCCUCACUUUAAUACAGCCAGUCAAGUUAUUUCUGCCUCCAGAGGAGCUCUGCCUGCCAAGACAUUUUAGAUAAAGCUACAACUGAAGCUACAACUCAAAACUAAUGCCAGCGCUGCAUCUCUGUUUCUGGACAUUUCAGGUUUUUUCUGUCUUUUCAGUGGGUUACAGUGGGGCAGGCACACAAAAAAAAAAGGGGGGGAAAUGUUUUUUUUUCAGGGCUUCUUCAUGGUUGUUCUUUAUGGAAAUACUGAUUCAAAGGACCCUCUGCUUUGCUAACGUAAAAAAAAACAACUGGUCAGAUUAACGAAAAGAAGAAAAGUUCUUUUAAUUCUGACCAUUCUGACAGGGUGUAACACUAUAAAGGCUCUGUGUCGCAUAUAGACCUUUAAAGAGCCAUUAUGAAACGGUUGAUAACAGCUCUGAUAAGGUAUUUGAACAAGAAGCCAUUUUAUGGUACUUAUAAUCCCCUUUUUUAAGAGUAUAUGAGAAAUAGGCACUGAAUGGAUACGGCUGCUUCAUUGUAUGAGUCAAAUUUUUAUAUAUAUUUUUUCAUGAUAACAAAAGACCUAAAAUAGUUAAAAGAUCAAGCCAAAAAGAAAAUGCCAGCCGGAUUGGAGGCUUUGGUGGUAAAUAAUGGGCUGUUAGAUGCAGGGACUUUGCCAUGCUACAUAAAAGGGUUUAAUUAAUUGCGGCUCUACAUUUCUGAUUGUGAUCAACAUUUCACCUUUAUUUUCUUGUUAUUCUCCGAUGGACAUUAGUGCUGGUUGCUGUCACUUUCUUUUUUCUGCUCCCCUCUUGUGACCUUCUGAAGUGGGAAACGUCUCAUGAACUUCAGUUUCCUGGAGUUUACAGUCAUAUAUACUGUAAACCAUGAUAUGUUGACUAGAACUUUUUCAACAUACUGAAUUAAUAUUUUGCCGAUAAUAUAAUGGCUAAGGGCCGGGAUACGCUAUGUUAUUUGAAAUAAAUCAAACCCAGUGAUCAUUGCCACCCUAUUUGAUUUAGUUUAUUUAACUUACAUCCAACAGUGGAAAUAAUGUGUUUUUGCACCUUUAACAGAUAAUAUGAAAUUGAGGCUUCAGUAAUGUAUUGCUAAAAUAACAUAUUCCUUCUCAGUGUAAGGUCUCUGUGUGCCCCAGAGGCCUGGAGCCAUUUUCUCUAAAGUCGUAAAUCAGAAGAAGCGGGUCACAUCUUUCGCCCCGCAAACAUCUGGAAAAGCAAAAAGAGUCGUCAAACAUCGUCAAUGAUUUUAUAAAAUGACCACGUCAAUUAUAGGUAAUUUAGGACACAGCUUGUUAAAUAAAGCUUUCACUCCGCCGCUGUAAUUAUCUGUAAUUGUCAGUCAAGGGAAUAUCCUUCUGCCUCGGGCCCUAAAGGAAAAGGCUAGGAGGUAGUGGAUUACAUCUAACUGGAUUACUGAGGGCUAAUCCUUUCACAACAAAUUGAUCUGUUGAAUGAAUAUUACAAAAAUGCAUUCAUACAUUACUGUAUUAUGCUGCUUGUGGUUAGGUUGUUUUUUUUUUCUUCUGGGGUUUCAUUUUAAUACUCCUUUUGGAGAUCAUGUAACAGAGCAGGACUUUUCAUUUCAUUUUCUCCUGUGUUCAUUUUUUUUUUCGAGGUCAAAAAAGGAGAGUAGUUAGAAUAUAUUCCAAUACUGUGUUAGAAUAAUCCAGUGGUCACGUCAGUGUUUCGACUGAUCAGAUGGACUGAAAGGACAAAAGAAAAUUGGCCAAAUGACCUCCAGGUGCAGUUUAUGUGAGAACAAAAGGCCACGGUGACAAGAGGUGUGUGUGGGAGAAUUUGUGUACGUUUCUGUGUCUGUGUAUCUUAAAAGGUGAUAAAAUCAUUUUUUCCUGGCAGAGAGAGAGAGGCAUUGUUGCACUGUCACACUCUGGGUUGAAAAGUCGGUUGCAUGUAUGACCACACCCAGACGUGCAAAGUCAUAUAGCACUAUAGCGCCACGUUCUACAUCACAGCGGAAACAUUACUAUCGUCAAAUAAUCAUCUCAGGGUGCUUCAUGUUUAGAGCAAAUAUAACACACAUUGAUGGAAUCAGUACAGCUGGCAAAAAGAAGAUGAAAAGAUGGGGCUAAUAAAAAAUAAUGAACUGUAUAGGUGGUCUGUAUACUUUUAGGCGUUUAGGCUCAAGCGAAAUCAUGGCUAAACAUAAUGUUAUUUAAACUCAGUAAAAUCUAGGUUCAGCCUUCUUUAGAUCCAGACAAAACGAAUGCCAGCAUCACUGUGAUUUUUUUUAUUUUUUUUUUUUUUUUUUUAGCAUGAUCUCUAAAUGCUUCCAGAAGUCCGUUGUAUCAGAUCCUGGGCAGUGGUGGAAGAAGUAUUCAGAUCCUUUACCUAAGUAAAAGUGACAAUACCACACUGUGAAAAUAGUC
Messenger RNA from Siniperca chuatsi (mandarin fish), 5429 nucleotides. RefSeq names its product homeobox protein Dlx4a-like. Gene Ontology annotation, molecular function: RNA polymerase II cis-regulatory region sequence-specific DNA binding; DNA-binding transcription factor activity, RNA polymerase II-specific. The coding region runs from base 568 to 1335 and encodes 255 amino acids. Gene Ontology annotation, biological process: cell differentiation; negative regulation of transcription by RNA polymerase II; embryo development. The transcript is spliced from 3 exons. Lineage: Eukaryota; Metazoa; Chordata; Actinopteri; Centrarchiformes; Sinipercidae. The record is from RefSeq and is a predicted model, not a curated record.